Messenger RNA from Cannabis sativa, 2510 nucleotides. RefSeq names its product cysteine-rich receptor-like protein kinase 24. Lineage: Eukaryota; Viridiplantae; Streptophyta; Magnoliopsida; Rosales; Cannabaceae. Gene Ontology annotation, biological process: protein phosphorylation. Gene Ontology annotation, molecular function: polysaccharide binding; ATP binding; protein kinase activity. The record is from RefSeq and is a predicted model, not a curated record. The transcript has 4 exons. Bases 295 to 2364 code for a protein of 689 amino acids.
UAAUUACGUUGGAAGUCGACAAAUUGGCCUAUAGGCUAGCAAGCUGACAUUAUAUAAAAUUAUGUUUGGUAAGAUAUAGAUAUAUAUUACAAAAAUAAUACUUCCUAACUAUAACUUAAUUAUUGUACUGUGAAAAAUUAUUUAUGUAAUAUGUAAUGGUGAGCUACCAAAAUUGACCCGAGAAAUGUAUUAAUUAAAGUGUAUAUAUAUAUAGACAAACAUAGAUGAUAUGAUACAGAAACCUUAUUCAAAAAACAGUGAUUAAUUUGGGAAAGAAAGAAAAAAGGAAACAAAAUGAACUCUUUCAAAAUGCCUCUUCUUUUUCUUUUGCUAGUCAUAACGAUGCUCCAUCAAAGUUGCAACGCAAAACAUAUGAAAUGUUCUUCUUCUUAUUAUUCUUCAUGUGGAAAUAUCUCUAAUAUAACAUCUCCUUUUCGACUCACAACUGAUCCUUCGAGCUGUGGAGACUUAAGGUACAAUCUUUCUUGCGAGAACAACAUUACAGUCUUAAACUUGCCUGUUCAUGAUCGAGAAAGUUCUUACAGUUCGGAGAUCAAAUAUCAAAGAUUUUACGUAAGAGAAAUAAACUAUAAUAACUAUACGAUUCGAGUUGUAGAUCCAAAUUUUCACAAACAUGAUGAAAAUUACUCAACCUUGUUUGCCAACAAUAGUUUGUCCUUUGAAAAUGUCUAUGGUAGAUAUGCAGCACAAAUAUGUACUUCGAAAAAAGAAAAAAUAAUUUAUCCUAUUAAGUAUAGAAAAAUUUCGAAAACUUUAGCGUUAAUUAUCUGCGAAAGAAGAGUGAUGAAUUCUUCUUACAUUGAUGCUACUCCAUGCAUGUUAAGAAAUGAUAAUAACAGUAGUUUUGUUUGGUCAUAUUAUCUAUUGGAUGCGGAUGAAAUGAGUCCUUUUGAGUUGGAUUUUUGCUUGAUACAACAAGUGACUCUCAUAGAUGAAAGCUUUCAUGCUUCCUCUUGUCAUGACAUCAAUAGACAGUUAGCAUAUGGUUUUCAUCUUUCGUGGAUUCAAGGUUUGGACAAAACAUGGCAUCAACAAUGUUCUCUCGAUGAAAAUUCCAACAAAGUUUAUUGUCGUUAUUUAAGAUGUGUGAGUGAAGAUAUAUUUGAACCAGGGAAUCAACGAUUUUGUGAUGUGACAUUUGUAAUACUUAUUCGUCAGACUAUGUUUUACAUAAAAUAUUUUUUAUAUGAUGAAGGACGUUACAAAUACACUGUGGGAUUCUUGGUGCCAAGAGAGUUACCUGGACUUUUAUUUUUGAUUUCCCUAGUGGUGUAUAGUUGGAGAAGGCGUCAUUUAUCAAUGUACAAUGACAUCGAAGAAUUUCUCCAAAGUCAUAACAAUCUCAUGCCAAUACGAUAUUCUUAUCGGGACAUUAAGAAGAUCACCAAAGGGUUUAAGGAGAAACUUGGUGAAGGAGGGUUUGGAUCUGUAUAUAAAGGACAACUUUGUAGUGGUCCUUUUGUUGCCGUCAAAAUGCUAGGAAAAUGCAAGACUAAUAAUGGUCAAGAUUUCAUCAAUGAAGUAGCUACCAUUGGAAAAGUUCACCAUGUUAAUAUUGUGAGAUUGAUCGGUUUUUGUGUUGAAGGGAAAAGGUGGGCUCUUAUAUACGAUUUCAUGGCUAAUGGAUCUCUAGAUAAGUAUAUUUUUUCACAAGAAAAAAUGAAUGUCUCCUUAUGUUAUGCCAAAGUAUUUGAAAUUUCAGUUGGAAUAGCUCGUGGUAUUGAGUAUCUUCAUCAAGGUUGUGAUAUGCAUAUUCUUCAUUUUGAUAUUAAACCUCACAACAUUCUUUUAGAUGAAAAUUUUAUUCCAAAAGUUUCUGAUUUCGGGCUAGCAAGAUCAUGUUCUCUAGAAAAUAAUUUAGCCUCUUUAACUGCUGCAAGAGGAACCUUGGGAUAUAUAGCUCCAGAAUUAUUCUAUAAAAAUAUUGGAAGAGUAUCUGCUAAAUCCGAUGUGUAUAGUUUUGGAAUGCUAUUAAUGGAAAUGGCAAAUCAACGGAAAAAUGUGAAUGCAGCUACUGAAAACUCAAGCCGCAUCUUUUUUCCCUUAUGGAUACACAAGCAAUUCAACGAAGGAAAAGAUAUACAAAUAGAUGAAUAUGCAACAAAAGAAGAUUUGAAGACAAUAAAGAAGAUGGUUAUAGUUGCGUUGUGGUGUAUACAACUAAAACCUUGUGAUCGUCCUACAAUGAGUGAAGUCAUAGAAAUGCUUGAAGGUAACCUUGAAAGCCUACAAGUACCUCCAAAUCUUCACCUAUAUCCUCAAAAUCAAGAGAAAAAUAAUAAUGAGACAUCUUUCUCAUCAACAAUUUCUAUGGAUGAGUAUUCUGUAGAUGUCAACCAGUAGAAUAACACUACUUAUGUAUGUGACAAUUAUCAAAUUUGUGAGCUUGUAAAAUAAAUUUUUGUUAAAUGGUGACUAUCAUUUUGAAGAUAAUAAUAUUUUCUUUUUCUUUUUCUAAUCUUGAUAGAGUCAAAUUUUGAGUUAUUGUG